This is a messenger RNA of Phalaenopsis equestris, 526 nucleotides long. Its product is annotated as serine carboxypeptidase-like. The transcript has 2 exons. Gene Ontology annotation, molecular function: serine-type carboxypeptidase activity. NCBI's taxonomy places the organism in Eukaryota, Viridiplantae, Streptophyta, Magnoliopsida, Asparagales, Orchidaceae. Gene Ontology annotation, biological process: proteolysis. The coding region runs from base 20 to 259 and encodes 79 amino acids. The record is from RefSeq and is a predicted model, not a curated record.
CUCGAGAUGGGUUCAUGCCAUGGAAUGGUCUGGUCAGCAAGCUUUCACCUCAUCGCCUGAGAAGCCAUUUAUCGUCGAUGGUAAGCAGGCGGGAGAACUGAAGAGUCAUGGCCCUCUGAGUUUCUUAAAGGUUCAUGACGCAGGACACAUGGUUCCUAUGGAUCAGCCCCGGGCUGCAUUGGAGAUGUUGAGGAGAUGGAUGAAAGGAGACAUUGCUGAAGCUGCAUCAGAAUCUGAAGGCCUGGCUGCUGACAUUUGACAAACACCUUAAAUUAUAUGUUCUUGUAUAAAAUUUGAUGUGUUUGAGGUGUGAUUCUCUUUUUAGGAAGUUUCUUUAAAAGAAUUCAUGAUGUAAAAAAGGAUUAAUGACAUUAAAAUAAGGUCUUUGUUGUUUUUCCUAACUAAUUCAUGAGAUUGACUGAGACUUACUUUAUUUUUAUGAUUGAAGUUUUUCAUGGGGGUUUGGAUGGAGAUGGAUGGUCAACUCAAAUAGGAUAAUAUGAGUUUCAUUUUUAGGUUAGUAUAG